This is a messenger RNA of Pseudonaja textilis, 1047 nucleotides long. RefSeq names its product KH RNA binding domain containing, signal transduction associated 2 (gene KHDRBS2). Gene Ontology annotation, cellular component: nucleus. NCBI's taxonomy places the organism in Eukaryota, Metazoa, Chordata, Lepidosauria, Squamata, Elapidae. Gene Ontology annotation, molecular function: poly(A) binding; mRNA binding. Gene Ontology annotation, biological process: regulation of alternative mRNA splicing, via spliceosome. The record is from RefSeq and is a predicted model, not a curated record.
AUGGAGCAAGAAAAAUAUUUACCCGAGCUGAUGGCUGAGAAGGAUAGCUUAGAUCCGUCCUUUGUUCAUGCAAUGCGCCUUUUGGCGGAAGAAAUUGAAAAGUUCCAGAGUUCUGAUGAGAAAAAGGAGGAUGAAGAGAAGAAAUAUCUUGAUGUCAUCAGCAAUAAAAAUAUAAAGCUGUCAGAAAGAGUAUUGAUUCCUGUCAAACAAUAUCCAAAGUUUAAUUUUGUGGGCAAACUCCUUGGUCCAAGAGGAAAUUCCUUAAAAAGAUUACAAGAGGAAACAGGUGCAAAAAUGUCUAUCCUUGGUAAAGGUUCGAUGAGAGACAAAGCCAAGGAAGAAGAACUAAGAAAAAGUGAGGAAGCCAAAUAUGCACACUUGAGUGAUGAACUACAUGUAUUAAUUGAAGUGUUUGCCCCUCCUGGAGAAGCUUAUUCACGGAUGAGUCAUGCCCUGGAAGAAAUUAAAAAAUUUCUUGUUCCGGACUAUAAUGAUGAAAUCCGCCAAGAGCAAUUGAGAGAAUUGUCGUAUUUAAAUGGUUCAGAGGACUCACCUCGUGGGCGAAGUAUUCGAGGAAGAGGAAUUCGAGUUCCUCCUGCAGCUCCUUCAAGGGGGCGUGGGAGCGCCAUCCCUCCACCACCACCCGGACGAGGAGCUCCAGUAGCAAGAGGAACACCAGUGUCCCGUGGAGUACUUCCAGUCCCACCCACCACCAGAGGGGUCCCCACCCCUCGAGCCAGAGGAGUUCCAGCAGUACCGGGUUACAGGCCCCCCCCUCUACCAGCACAUGAAUCUUACGAUGAAUACGGAUACGAUGAUAGAUAUGGGGGUGAAUAUGAUGAGCCAAGUUAUGAAGCCUAUGAUAACAGCUAUACUACACAAACACAGAAUCUGCCUGAAUAUUAUGACUAUGGUCAUGGAACAAGUGAAGAUGCCUAUGACAGCUAUGCUCAAGAAGAAUGGACCAUAAGUCGUCCCAGCCUAAAAGCUCCAACUCCCAGGUCAACCAGGGGGAGUUACAGGGAACAUCCCUAUGGUAGAUAUUGA